This is a messenger RNA of Coregonus clupeaformis (lake whitefish), 725 nucleotides long. Its product is annotated as neurofilament medium polypeptide-like. The transcript is spliced from 3 exons. The record is from RefSeq and is a predicted model, not a curated record. NCBI's taxonomy places the organism in Eukaryota, Metazoa, Chordata, Actinopteri, Salmoniformes, Salmonidae. Bases 82 to 354 code for a protein of 90 amino acids.
UGAGAGUGCUCAUGUCUCACUGGUGCUCGCUUCGCAGUCGCCCAAAAGCCUGAAGUAGUGGACUCUGGGAAAAGAGAGCGGAUGGAGGAGAAAGAGAAGACAACAGAGGAGGUUCCCCCCCAACCCGAGGCAGAGGGCCCUGGAGAGAGUGAGAGCCCCUCUGAGGGAGAGGAAGAGAAGGAGGAAGUGGUGAAGAAAGACAAGGAGAUUGAGACAGAAGCCCCUCCAAUGCCUGAAGUGGAGGGGACGGGUGGCACACAGGAGACCGGGAAACCUUCUGAGAAAGAGGGAGAGAAAGAGGAGGGGCGGGAGGAGGACACAGGAAAAAAGACUGAAGGUAUCUUCUGUGGAUGAGCUGUACAUGUAUAGAGCUAGUGUGUAGUACUAGUGAGUGUGUGAGUUUGUAUAGACCAGUUCAUAGAUGAGUAUUGUUCAAAAGCAAACACGUUGGAGUACUGUAAAUACUUUUCCAGAAAUUACCAGUCAAUGUGUAGAGCUGUUGAUCAGUCGAAGCCUGUCGAAGUUGGAGCUUGAAACUGGGAGCAUUCAGACAGCACUAAUCAACCUGUAGAGAAAUAGAUCUCAGCUCUCUCACUCUUCCUCUGUGGUGAUCCAGAGGAAGUUCUCGAAACACCUGAGUGGGGAAGCUUGGGUCAGGAGACCUUAGAGCCCCCUGGGAGAGAGGAGGAGAAGAAGAAGUGGGAGGAGGAAGAGAGUGAAGAGGA